AGUAUCGUGAAGAGGAAAAUGGGAAAAAAUGCAAAUGGCGGUCGUUGUUAUUGUUCGCUGGUAACAAACGAGCUCGAUUUUCGGUAAAUGGUUCGAUUUUCGUUGCAGUAAACGGCCGGAAAAUAGCGUGCGAUGUUAGUUUCGAGUCCCGCGAGCGUUUUUAUGUUGUUGGUUGUGUGAAAUUGGAUUGGUAAAGUGGAUUUUUGGUUGAAAAAAAAGUGUGUCACCCUCGACGGCUCCUCGGCGGAGCGAAAAGGUUCAAAUGGAAUGGCGGCCGAUAGCGACGGUGAUCAAACGAGCAUCAACGCCAAUAACAGCAGCACCCUAAAGGCGGUUGUCAUUUGCGAGGGAAACCUCCACGAUCCCGAUUUUCAAUCGCGACUAGACUGUCUGGUUGCGAAACUUACCACGCUGGUCGACGAACCAACGGAUAACGGUGGACUUAAGGUGGACAAGGUGGAACCAUGGAACAGCGUGCGUGUCACUUUGUCCAUUCCCAAAGAGGCGGCCGUGAAGCUACGGAAGCUUGCUGCAGAAGGAAACAGCGCAUUGCGAGCCCUCGGUAUACUGUCCGUUCAGUUAGAAGGAGACACCGUGUUAUCUCUCAGACUUGUGGGUCAAGAAAUCGUUUUGACAACGGAUAAUUCCACCACGGCGGGACCAAGUUCUGGUAGUAGUGCAUCAAGUGGCUUAGGAGAGUUAACCCGAAUACUCUCCCAACAACAGCAACAACAACACCAGCAUACUCAACUGCAACAGGGGAAUCAGCCACCAACGCUGACUCAGGAUGCCGUGGCCGGCCCUUCGAAAGCUACUCCUCCCAUUCAGCCAAAACCUAUCGCCUCGGUUGCCACUACAACGGCAACGAUGGUUAAUGGUCCUCUAGCAGCGGAAGGCACAGUCUUCAAGUCGCCCAAUACAAUUUGUCCAAUGGACGGCAAACUGCCUGCGCAUGUGCCAAAUGUGGUGGAGAGCAAUGAAUAUCCUUUCGAAAGUAUGACUCAAGCGAGGGUUAUCCAGCGACGAGAGAAUACACUCGGAAUGGGUCCCACGGCUGGUCCCAGUGGAGUAGCUAAAACAUCUUUGGUGUCCGGUAGUAGUCAUUUUGUUGCACCAACUCCACCACCACCACCGCCUCCUCCACCAUCGUAUCAAACGGCAAUGGCGACGGUGAAGAGUGGACCGUCAUCGACGACUGGAUCGGCCGGAACAAAUUCCACUGCAUCGGUCGGAAACGUAGCAAUGACUAGUCCCCUGUUGGUGAAUUUGCUCCAAAACGAAAGUGCUAUUACUCAAAUAGCAGCAGCCGGAUCGUCGAAAACAGUGCCACUCGUUAAACAAGAACUAUUAGCGGCCAGUGGGACGAGUGCAAGCGUUGUGAAAGUGUCUGGUGUAACAGGAAUUGUGUCGAAUUCGACUUUAGUGAAUGCUACUAACGAUAAUAUACUGAAUGUGAAUAAUACUGGUCAUCAGAAGACAUCGUGUAUUGUGACAAAUAGUAAUAAUCCAGUGAAUCCAGUGAAUGCAAAUAGUGGUAGCAUCUCAGUGGCAGUGACACAGACGAUAUCUGCUACUGUGGCCACAAAUAGUGUCGUGAAUACACAACAGACAAUAUUGGUGAACAACAGCAACGCUGGUGUUUUAGCGACGACGACCGGGACAGUUGUCACCGGAUCAACGAUAAGUGCUAGUGCUAACACUAAUCUUAGCAUAACAGCAAACAGUAGUAACAUAAACAAUACCGCUAGUAACAAUCAGAAUGUUUUAAAUGUGCCGCCUUCUCUAGUAACUCCACCAAUGUCAGUGCCUUCUUCACACAAAAAUGUUAGUGUACAACAACAACAACAACCAAGAUUUAAUCUCGGCCCCAGUGGGGCUACCGUAGUAAGGCCUUCCGCUCAGCAACCUCUAAGACCGCAGUUGGCCCGAGCUGGAAUGGUUCAACAGCAGCAUGAACUGCUUCGACCACCCCAUCCGUCGCAGCCACAACAAACGCAUUCCCAGUUAAGCUUAAGCCGGUUUCCAAUCCAACAACAACAGCAGCAAAAUGUUUCCUUCAGGCAGCCAUCUGCACCUCAGGCAUCUCAACAACAACCACAACAACAGCCAUUUAAUCCGCGAUGGACUGCACCUGUGCACUCCAUGGAUUCUGCGACUAAUUCCAGCUACCAGGAAUUCACCCGGUAUCAGAUGCAAUACAAUCUAAGUCAGCAACAAUUGGUUAAAAACCCCCAACAAGGUGCAACUGGCGGUGAUCUGCUGGGUAUAUCCGAUCUUCCCGAUUUGGGGAAAAACGAUUUGGAUUCACUUUUACCAACGUUAAACUCUGCCGAUCUGGAGGGAGCUUUUCUGGAUGGGCUGGACCUUGAUCUCGAGCAACCUCUCACAUCAGCGGGUGCGCUAGCAAAGACGGAACGAAGGUGGAAGCAACAGUUUCUUAUAAACCCACUCACCGGUGAGCUGGAGGAAACACAGGUGGAAGAAACAGAAGAAAAUGACGACGAUGCGAUGAAAAAUUUUCCGGAAUUAUUCAGUUCGGAAAUGUCGAAUUCGUUAUAUUCGGACGAUGACACGUCCUGUAGUACCGGCUUUUCGAAGUUCACAUCCGACGUCAGCGACACGGAACGGUCCAAUACGAUGGAUGGAGCUUCUUCGAGUGUGUUCACCAACACGUCAACUGGGGUAAUGAACACCACAUUGGGAAAGAUAGGGAAACCUGCUAAACUGAAGAAGGAGAAGCUAAAAGACGGAACGAAAAAUAAAGAAAAGAAACCCCGGGAGAAGAAAUCAUCCUCGUUGAAACAAGUUAAAACUAAAGCGAAAAUUGUAGCCUCGGAAAGUGGUGGUGAAUCUCCCGGCAGUCAAGAAAAAAUCAAACUAAGAUUGAAACUUGAAAAGCCCGAAGCCAUCAGUGUAAGUUUGGUGCAUUCCAAUCCGAUCAUCGGUGGCGUCGGAAGCAGCAGUGGUUUGACCAGUAGUAAAAAAGUGCAAUCAUCACAAGUGCUAGGAGGAAUACCCGGAACGCUUAGCGGGAUGGGAACUCUUUCUAAUCCGUCGGCUGUAAAUAUUGGUUCGACGUUAUUGCAGACUUCAUUGUCUUCGAGUUCGCUCUCUUCUUCCUCAUCGUCCGUACCUGUUGGCAGUGUAACGCCUCAUCAAUUGCACCAUUCACUGUCUCAGCCAGCUAUCGGGAGUAGUUUUGCCGGUACAAACAAUAGUGCCGGUAUCAGCAGCGCAAGUAGCUCUAGCCUACAAACGCACUCUCCCGCUGGCGAGGAGCUUCGAGUACCCCCUUUACACAUCAGCUUACGCGGUAAAAAUUCUGUGGUGAUAAAGAACUCGAGAAAGGAUCGGAAAAAGAGUCAAAGUGGGGGUGAGGAAGAUAGCGAUGGGAAUAAUUUCCAGCUGAGUAGAAAAAGUUCAAUAAAGCGGAGUAGCCAUUCCACGGACGGUCGUCUAACGGUAGUAAUGACGAGUGACGCCAGCAUUCGAUUGAAACUCGAUGAAUCGGCCUCGUCACUUGGUUCCGGACCCUCUUCAAUGCCAUCCUCACCGAAUCAUCACAACCACAAUAGUAUUGGAAACAGCGGCAGUAGUAGCUCAGUAUCUGCGCUAGUCGCUGUUACCGGUCUUAACACAAAAUCGAAUAAAACAGAAGAUCUGAAUCAAUCGUUGGCUCCAAAUGAGCUCUUGGGCUCCGAUCAACAACACAAGCGAUCGGCACAGGACCUGGUUUCGAGUCCCAAUGGAUUGAUGUGUCCUGAGAAGAAGCGCCGAUUGAGCGCCGGUUCGAAUGUAAAUCAACAGCUAAAUGAUGAACCGAGUAUAAGUGCAAAUAACAGUAGCAGCAGCAGUGCAGCCACUAGCAUAAACGAAAUUAAUGAAUUCUAUGAGACACUGAUCUCCUCCACAGCAAGUGGACCUAUAGGGUCGACCAAUGUAGGAACGUUACCUCAUUCGUCCCUAUUAGCAGCGGCAACAUCGUCAGCAAAAAACUUGAAGAGCUCCAGCACGAACAACAGUACCAACAACAGCGCGUUUGGCAAAUGCAUUAGCACCAGUAAAAACUCCAUAAAGCCAGCGCAGUCGAGCCCAACGACGUCGUCCGUGUCAUCGCCUGGAGCUCUGGCAGCUGCACCAAAUACUAAGAGCUCGACGCAGUCCUCAAAACAGCCGUCGUCAUCUCCUUCGCCAGAAACGUCGAAAAGUGGCAAAUUAUCGGGGAAAGGCGAUGCUGAUGUGGCCACCGGGGAUACAGAAGGGAAGGGCGAUGAAAGUAAUAAAUCAAAUAGCAAUACCACAAUCACUACCUCAGGUACAGAAGUGUCCGUCAAUCAGCGAAUAAACAACACCCAUCUGCAUCAUCACAAUCGUCCGCCGGAUAAAGCUGGCGAUUCACCUGCACCUACCUUAGAACAAUCUAUCAAUCAACAGCAACCUCCUACGAUAGCUGGAGCGAGUGGACAUCUCUUGACGCAAGGAGUUCGUGGAUCUCCGGGAUCUCAAGCACAAGGAGAAGACAGUGGGAUAGAAUCCAUGGAUGCCUUAUCGGAGAAAAGUCCUCAUCAGUUGUCGCAUAGCCCACAGGGGAACGAGCCGAACAAGUUGCUUCGCAUGGAUAGUCCUAAGGACAAAUCGCUACCUGCAGUAGAAUCGAAAGAUUCAUCCAAACUUGACUCUAGCGGCAUUAACAAUAACAACAGUCACACCAACUUGGACGAAUACAUCCAAAUUGAAGCCGAAUUAGCUAAGAUGGAAGGGAUGAACGAUAUCGCGCUUACCGAACGAACAGCUAAGUUGAAUGGAGAUCAUACAACGUUGAUGAAAACCAAACAGCAAGAGUUGGAUCUCCUAGAGCAUGCGACGCUGCUGAAGUAUGACGGAACGAGUCUUAGCAAAAUUUUGGACGACAUCGACGACGAUGAGCUUGUUAUGUCAGAUGACUUAACCGCGAAGGGGAAAAGUAUCGAAGUGUCUUCCAGUGAAAAUUCAUCCCCUAAGCAGCAGGAUUCUACGGCAAUCGUGGUCAAAGGAGAAGAGGCAGAAGACUGGCUUGCAAAUGCGGAAAAUAAGCAACAAACACAGCAGCAGCAACAGAAAGGGGAAGCAAAUGUUAUACUCACUAGUAAUAGUAACAAUAAUCUGACGGACAAGACCGAGAUCAAGCUGGAUACCACGCAACUCGUACUGGAGGAUUGUUGUAGCAAUAAGGAGGUGUUAAGUUUAAAAAGCGAAUGUGAUAGUAAAAUAGUUGAAUGUAAAGCUGUAAUUAAAAAUGAUCCCGAGGAGGCUAUCGUUAGUAGUGUAAAGGAGGAACAAAGCUGUAGUAACAGCACUAAUAAUAGCUGUAAUGAUAGCAGUAGUAGCAAUUCCAUGAAAGCAAAACCAGUGAUUACGCCGGAAGCGGAUGAAAAACCGACGCCACAGGAAGCGGCUGUAGCCAUUGUAAAAAAAGAUGUCAUCGUUGAUGGUACGGUUGCUGUAGUUGAGCCGAAGCCACGACAUGAGCAACCUCCUCUCUACAGCUAUUCUAGCGAAAAAGCUCGUGAGCGACGCACCGCUGCUAACUGCCCGACUUCCAAUUCGUCACCUAUGUCGGUGGUUGAGAUAAUAGAUCUGGAUGAUUCUGGAAAAUCGAACGAACUCGAAGUUCCACAUCAACCGGAUCAAACUCACAAACAGCAGAACCAAGAGAUUCAUUCACCGUUGUCAAUCGAUAUUCCCUUGCACCCCGAUUCGGCGGAGCAUCGAAUAAGAACACGAGCGUCCAGUAAGCUUGAGAGUCCCCUUGAACCACCAAGGCAAAGCCCAUCCAUCGAUUCACCUGCUGCUGAGAGACUUAAAAACACCUUGAAACAAACUGCAGUUGCAUUGAAUACACCGACGGCUGUUAGUGUCAGUGGAGAUCGGUUAAGUCCAAAAACUUUGCCGAAAACUAAUAAACGCAAACGUCAAGGGUCGGAAAGCUCGAACCAGUCUUGCGUCAGUGAUGACAUUCUUCCGAGUCGAACAAAGAAGCCUCGAAAAGCUGCAGUUGCAGCAGUUGCUGUAACUGAAAGGCAGAAGAAAAUUGUCGCAGUUCGUAGUGCUCAACAAAGAAGAAAUGCGUCAGAAACGCCUCCGUCAAAUACGCCAGUUACGCCAGCUGCUACUCAAACAAUUGUGGAUUCUUCGGACAGCGACGAGCCAUUGAUAGAGAUUGCGGGUGUCACUACUGGAGCUUCGUCUACGACUGUUUCUACAUCGCACGAAAAAGAAAAAAUACUUCGUAAUCAUAAGGCUUCGGCUGGAUUGAAAACAAGUGGCACUUCGCAAAAUGCAUCUUCAUCAGCGACAACCGCUAGUGCCGGUUCAAGUGGUUCAGCUAAUUCUACAUCCUCUCAUAAGUCCAAUGCCCACACUAGUAGAACGACUACCGCGCAUAAUGUACCUUCAGUAAACUCGGGUUCAAACGCUACGGCAGCGUCCGACGAAAAAAUCAGUACUCGAAGGAGCAAUCGUAUGACCACCUCGACACUAUCAACUGCCGCUAUGAAUAGUAAAGCGAAAGCGAACGCCCUGCAAAACACUUCGACCACGGCUAGUGGUGGAACGGCAGAUAAUCAUCGCGACUCACCGCAGAACCAUGGCCCGUUGAGUCACCAGAAAAGCAAUCAUGCGAACCAUCAGCAUUCGGGCACCAGCGCAACGAAAGGAACUGUGGCAGCAAAUGACGGCAAAGCUUCUGGUUCCGGUGUCAAUGCUAUUACGGCGACAGCAUCCGACGCUUCCCCUAGUCCCAUAUCGGAAAUAAGACGGAAAACGAGAAGUGCUGGCUUGGAAACUACCACUGAAGGUCGCCGAAGAAGGAUAUCCCGCGACAGUAAGUGACCAAUCGCUUGCGCCUCAGCCGAGAGUAACUGCAGCGACCUUCUCUCGGACGGUCGUCGUCGCAGCAUUCGUCAGCUGUACGAUUCGCACCAGCGACAAAAACGCCGUUUCCUCUAUUCGCACUUUUUCGAACAAUCUGACGACGAGUUUGACGAUAGCAGUGAUGAGCCCGAAGAGCACAACAACAACAACAACGAUAGCAACGUUGUCGUCGAUGUAAAUGCUGGUGAGAGCGGUGUUGUUGAGGACGAAAGCAGCAAAGAGUCAAGUGUCUGUGACGACCCGUUGUUCAGCGAAGAGGUAGAUCCUCUUUCGACCAGCGGUGCGGAACCGGCAUUGGUCGGUGCGACAGAGAACGUAUGCAGCAAUGGCAGAAGGGCGGUAGUUGAGGCGCAAUUCAACGGGAGGGCGACCCGUUCUAAGCACAAUGCAAACAACGGUAUCAGCACCAGUGGGGGUGCUGGCGAAGAUGAGGAUUCCUAUGCAAGCGAAAUCAUCCUCACGACCAACAGCGAUUGCAGCUUGGAUGAGUUUGUAUCGUCGGAUGACGACAGUAAUCUGGAGAUAUCUGUGGUAACUAUUUCUCUCUACUGAUGAUAACGGGAACAGUUUAAUAGUUUUAUUUACAUACAAAGCGACUACUGAAUGGUUGCUGAAAUGGGUUACCAUUCAGUUUCUAUUUUUUCGUUUCUUUUUUUAUUAUUACAGGACGAAAAUGAUUAAACUAAGUUGUCUAAAGUAUGUGAAACAAUUUUUGAUGCAAUCAUGAAAUUAAGUUUCAUCAAUGAUGCCGUAUUGUGAGGUACUAUUAUACAAGUAGAAAGAUUUGUUUUGCAAUAUAUUUAUUUUCAGUAUUUUCUAUUCGUUUAAAUUGUAAACUAUCACACAUUUUUUCAUAUUUUGAUCUUGUUUUGUAUUAUUUACAAAAUAGAAAACAUGAAUUCGGGUUUAAACUGUUCUACAUUAUCAACUGCUGAAGAAAUAGUUUCACGACGCAAAAAGAUUUUUCGUCGUAUCCUGUAAAUAACUUGUAUAAAAUAGAUGAGUUUGGAAGCAAUUAUUUCGUGAAGCGGGCCGUUUCGGAACAAAUGUGUGUAAAAUGAAGCGUUGCGUUGCGUUUGACUAUUGAGUAAUUAUCAUAAGCUGGACGAUUGAAAAUACUUGAUCGACUAUGGUUUGCUACUGAUUUUGAUGCUUACGUUUUUUUAUUAUACGUAUUUUUAUUAUAAAAUUCUCGUGAAAUUGAAUUCAGCGCAGAUCGUCCAAAGGUUUUCAUAGCAUAUAUGGAAGAUUCGAACCGGUGACGACAGAGUUCGCCAAUUCAAUAAUAUCAUUCAUCCCUGUUCUUCAGCGUGAAAAAAAAAAUUCUCACAAUGCUCGCUACAUGAUGGACAACUUUUUUUUACAUAUUUUAUCUAAUAACUACAGAGUUGAUGCGUGUUUCAGCAUUAUGCGGAUGAUCCAUAAUAUCAUUAUAAGAUCAUAAUCAUUUCGUCCGAUCGACACGUCGAUUCGCACGAAUUAAGAUUAACAAAUGUCAAGCAAAUAACAUUACUGUACGAAAAGUAUUUUGUUCGAUUUUGAAGUAGGGUUUCCCUAUUCCCGACUCUGUGUGUCGAUGAAUUUAAAAUUCAUCACUGGAUAUACCAAAGGUAUUCAUAUUCAAUUUACCUUACCACAGAAUAUUCCUAUCUUACAGUUUAUAUGGGUUAUACAUGAGACUGCACUCAGUGACAAGAAAAUAUUGUUCUAGCAUUUGCAUUCUGAGUACUUCGUUGAGUAGUUUCACAAAAAAACUAUUGAAAGAAAAAAAUCUGUAAAGUGAGAACAAAUAUUAAUUCUUCUUCUAAAACUGUACAUUCCAACUGAAACUUGGCAUGCUUUUCAACUUGUGUUGAACUAGCAUUUAUUCAGUUAUACAUUGAAAGCUUUUCUAUGCCCUUCAUUGCAUGAAGACACGCUCCCUGUUGCCGAAUGCAUUGUUUUGCGAGCAAAUCGGUUGAGAAUUACUACACUUAAAAAAGUUGGUCAAUGUUUUUCUUAGUUUUUGUGUACACACCUACAUAGGGACCGACAGAUAUUUUCUCAGUUUGUCAAUGUUGAAUCAACACUAUGGAUCUCCGAGCCAUCUAAACAAUCUUUUCGAAGUCAAUUAUAGCCUUUUUGGGGCCUUCCUUAGCCGUGUGGUAAGAUGCGCGGCUACAAAGCAGGACCAUGCUGAAGGUGGCUGGCUUCGAUUCUCUGUCCGGUCCAGGAAAUUUCGAAUUGGAUUUUUUUUCGACUUCUUUGGGCAUAAAAGUAUCGUGUUAGCCUCAUGAUAUACGAAUGCAGAAAUGGUAACUUAACUUGGCUUAGAAACCUUGCUGUUAAUAACUGUGGAAGUGCCUGAUGAACACUAAGCAGCAAGGCGGUAAUGUCCCAGUGGGGGAUGUAAUGCCAGUAAGAAGAAGAAUAGCCUUUCCGUACAACUUUUUUGUACGAGAAAGGCAAACAAAUUUUUCUUACAUUCAGUAAGGUGUUUGCUAAUUUCCCCAGAAACUAGAAAUAAUUUACCAACCAUUGCCGGCGGCAGAUCAAGAAUGCAUCAGGAAUUCGCAAGGAUAUCGGCAUUUCGGUCAAAACUGUCCGGGAUUUGGCAAUAUAUCCUGAAAUAAUGUUAUAUUCGCAGAACACUUGGAACCUGUUACAAAUUGGCCAGUGAGUCUUAUAGUCAUCAAAAUGUAUUUUUUUAUAUAGAUUCUUUAUUCAUUGUCUUGGAAAAACAUGAAAUUUGACAUCCAUAUUUGCAUGGUUCCAUGAUUUCAAAACCAAUUCCUUCCGCGGCUCCUGCAACCUACUAUAAGGAAGGCAGUUGACACUUUAUGGAUGAAUUUUCUACAUACCCAGUGCCCGUGAUCCAAUUUUUUAUUUAUGAUAAGGGAUGUACGAGUCCGUAAGACUUUUGUAACAUUUUCUAGUACGACGAAAAAACUAACGCUUUUUGUUGGCGUUUUUCUUUUCAAUUUCUGACAUUUGUAUAAUGUAUCUGCUCGUGUACAUACAAUUCAAAAUAUCGAUGCUUUGUAACACAUCAGUACUUACUUUAGCUAAAUUAACUUUGACUUGCACCAAUCUAAUAAAUUUAUAUUCGUCUAAUAUUAAACUAUACGGAUGAAACAAUAGCAAAAAUAUGUGCCUUGUUAUUAUUGAUGUAUUGGAUGGAUAUUAAUCGCAAAAUUUUCAAUUCGUUUUCCAAUGAAAAUACUUUUUUGGAAUAUCUUUUCUCAUUACUGUCUUGUUGUGUUCAAUCGGACAUGUUUACCCAAGUCGAACACAAAAUCUUGCAGUGUAUAAUCGUUCUUAUUCACGCCGCUCGCCGUAGCAUAGCGGCAAGACGCGUGGCUACAAGCAAAAGCAUGGUGAAGGUGGGUUUGAAUACCGGCGAUGUUUUAAAUUUCUGAGUGGGAUUUUUUUUUGGUGUGGUACACUUUAUGAUUAGUACCCUUAUAGGCGGAAAUGCUUCGACGUGGAAUGCGAUGCCGGUAAAAGAAAAACAGUUUGCAAUAAUAGAUUUAAAUGUUUUGAUAUACAUUUGAGCUAUCGCAACAGCUGUUAUUUGUUAAUUUUAUAUGUAUAUAAAUCUUUGAAACAUUUUGACAUCAAAAUCUAAUGGCAGACCAGAUCUGUAUAUAAAAAAAUGAAGAUGUAAAGUUCAAGCUGGACCGAAGCACAGAAGCGACAUUACAAGGUUUGUUUCGUUAAAGGAUUCAGGGAUUUGUCUCAGUAGCGUUACGUGUUUAUCUCCAUCUAAUUUAGAUUCCCACCAAGUCCACGACAAAACUUACUCAACAUACAGGCACAUCAUCAUCAGUUAAGCAUCUCAUCCCAGUUUAUAGAAAUUAUGUGCGAUGCAAAGCAACUAAAUGCGUACAUCUUCUGACAUGUUACACAUGUCUCGAAGAAGUAAGAUACUUGUAGAUGCACGUCUUACUACUACUAUACACACCUCAUACAUUCAUGUUCACUUAAAAUACGCAUGGGAAGGAUGAUAGGACAUCCUGAAGCGUAACCUGACACUUACACAAAUGCGUGGUGACAUAAAAGUUUAGUUUAGUAUGCAGUAAUUGAACGACUCACUGAAAGAUUAAUUCAACAACGCUCUGUAUUUACUGAUCGUGUAUCUAUUUCUUAUAAUUAUAGAAUACAAAGCAAAUGCUGCGAAUCAGAAAUAAAUUAUUGAAUAAAUUAAUACUACAAAUUAAAUUUAUUGAGAUCGAAAUAUCAUUAAAUGCGUUAAAAACACUAUUGCAUCCAUUACGAGACCGGAGAUGGGUGUUGACAAAAAGAAAAAAAUAAAUAAAAAUCUAUUUUUAAGAUCAACACAACACGAAAAACAACAAAAAAAAGUUUCAACGCAACUGAAAUGAAAAUAUUUAUAAAUAUUCUAUUUAAUUUAAUGGCUUACACACACAAACAUACAUUUGUGAAAUGACGAGAGGUAUAUUUGCUUCCCAAACGCUGCUGCUGAAGUGUUAUAGCAAAACAUAAUUUGUACAUUAUACACAUGUAAACCUAAUAUUCUAGCGUAAUCCUCAUCUCUUAAUCACGAGCAUUAACACACCAACACACACACACAUGAGUCGUUUCAAAACCCACGCACCUACACCAAUUCACCACUCACAUACACACGAAACAUGAUCAACCAUUCAACAUACGUUCACUUUCUUCGUAGGGUCACGAGUAUGAGCAUUCAUUCCUUCUUUUCUUAUACAUGAACAUAGAUAAACAGAAAAAGAGCGAAAUACUUUUCCAUCCGUUCUGUUCGUUGCUUUCUGUCUUUGAGCUUUCUAAAAGAGAGUCCAAUAUUGUAAAGUUUUCCUCUUAUAAAUAAACAAAAUUCGCCACGAAGUAAAAUAACAUUAGACUCACGAGGCGAAAAAAAUACAUUUAAAAAUACACGCAGAAGUGAGAACGGAAUGAUGAUGAAAAUACACGGUAAAAUAGCGUAAAUUUAUCGGGUAAGUGUAUGACGUAGCGGAAAAGUAAAAGGAAAAUGCAAAAUGAUAUACAUUUACGACACAAACAAAAAAUACAGAAUAUAAAAUAUAUAUAAAAAAGUAAAAAGUAGAAGCAAACUAUAUAUAUAGUAAUAUUGAAUAAAAACAUAAAGAAAAAUGAGGAAAAAAAACAAUGAGCAAAAAGUAAACAUUAAGUAAAAAAUUUGUAAUAUUUGUAGAUUUGUUUGUGGACAGGUUAAUAAUCUAAGCUCUAUAUAAAUAUUGUUGAAUAGAUAUAUCGUAAAAUUGUGUUAAAAGAAAAUGAAAAGUUGUUUUAUUUUAAAAAUACACAAAAUCUGGAUAAUAAUUAAAUGCAUAUAAAUAAUAAAUAACAAUGAUAAAAUUAUGAA
Armigeres subalbatus is the source of this 12256-nucleotide messenger RNA. RefSeq names its product serine-rich adhesin for platelets-like. The record is from RefSeq and is a predicted model, not a curated record. Gene Ontology annotation, molecular function: hydrolase activity, hydrolyzing O-glycosyl compounds. Gene Ontology annotation, cellular component: transcription regulator complex; nucleus; histone methyltransferase complex. The transcript is spliced from 6 exons. The coding region runs from base 268 to 6870 and encodes 2200 amino acids. Lineage: Eukaryota; Metazoa; Arthropoda; Insecta; Diptera; Culicidae. Gene Ontology annotation, biological process: positive regulation of transcription by RNA polymerase II; carbohydrate metabolic process.